AAUAGUGAUUUUAAAAGCCUUGAAGCCUGCACAACGAUCGUGGGCAGGAGGCGGUUUUUCGUUUGUUGGGGUGUGUGUAUGUGUUUGGGUGUACUGAAGGGGUACGCGGGGGCAAAAUAGAAUCGGCCAUGGCAGCGGCGGAGGAGGAGGACGGGGGCCCCGAAGGGCCAAACCGCGAGCGGGGCGGGGCGGGCGCGACCUUCGAAUGUAAUAUAUGUCUGGAGACUGCUCGGGAAGCUGUGGUCAGUGUGUGUGGCCACUUGUACUGUUGGCCCUGUCUUCAUCAGUGGCUGGAGACACGUCCCGAGCGGCAAGAGUGCCCAGUGUGUAAAGCUGGGAUCAGCAGAGAGAAGGUUGUGCCACUUUAUGGGCGAGGGAGCCAAAAGCCCCAGGAUCCCAGAUUGAAAACUCCACCUCGUCCUCAGGGCCAGCGACCCGCUCCAGAGAGCAGAGGGGGAUUCCAGCCAUUUGGUGAUAUUGGGGGCUUUCACUUCUCAUUUGGUGUUGGUGCUUUUCCUUUUGGCUUUUUCACCACCAUCUUCAAUACCCACGAACCUUUCCGCGGAGGCACAGGUGUGGAUCUGGGACAGGGCCACCCAGCCUCCAGCUGGCAGGACUCCCUCUUCCUGUUUCUCGCCAUCUUCUUCUUUAUCUGGUUGCUCAGUAUUUGAGCUGUGUCUCCUUCCUGCCCACCUCCAGUCAGAGGAAAAUCAGUAUUGGGGUCCCUUUUGACCUUCCUUA
Molecule: messenger RNA, 741 nt
Organism: Chrysochloris asiatica (Cape golden mole)
Lineage: Eukaryota; Metazoa; Chordata; Mammalia; Afrosoricida; Chrysochloridae
Gene: RNF5
Product: ring finger protein 5, E3 ubiquitin protein ligase
Exons: 6
Coding region: 129-671 (180 amino acids)
Biological process (GO): ubiquitin-dependent protein catabolic process
Cellular component (GO): endoplasmic reticulum
Molecular function (GO): ubiquitin-like protein conjugating enzyme binding; ubiquitin protein ligase activity
Source: RefSeq, a predicted model, not a curated record